This is a messenger RNA of Cladophialophora psammophila CBS 110553, 1647 nucleotides long. RefSeq lists its product as uncharacterized. The transcript is spliced from 7 exons. Gene Ontology annotation, molecular function: carbohydrate:proton symporter activity. The coding region runs from base 1 to 1647 and encodes 548 amino acids. Gene Ontology annotation, cellular component: membrane. Gene Ontology annotation, biological process: transmembrane transport; carbohydrate transport. NCBI's taxonomy places the organism in Eukaryota, Fungi, Ascomycota, Eurotiomycetes, Chaetothyriales, Herpotrichiellaceae. The record is from RefSeq and is a predicted model, not a curated record.
AUGAAGUUGUUUGGACAGCGCUACUUGGGCUUUCGCGGCCUCAAGCUCAACAUUGCAAUUGGAAUUAUUGCAGGCAUUGAUUUUCUGCUGUUUGGCUAUGAUCAAGGCGUUAUGGGAGGGCUCCUGACCCUCCCGGCCUUUACCUCUGUCUUCCCAGAGAUCGAUACAACAAAGGAAGGCCUGCAAGGCCUGACUCAGAGCCAAGCCAACCACAAAUCUACCAUUCAAGGCAUCUCCAUCGGCUCUUACAACCUUGGCUGUUUUUGCGGGGCUAUUGCUUGCAUCUGGCUCGGUGACAUCCUUGGACGGCGCAAAACGAUCUUCCUAGGUUCCUCAAUCAUGGUUGUCGGCGCUAUCCUCCAAGCGACGGCCUUCAGUCUACCGCAUUUGAUUGUUGGACGAAUAAUCACCGGGAUAGGAAAUGGUUUGAAUACUUCAACAGUUCCAACAUGGCAAUCAGAGUGCUCAAAGUCACAUCGAAGGGGUCAGCUCGUCAUGGUCGAGGGUGCCUUAAUCACAGGCGGGAUUUGCAUCAGCUAUUGGAUCGACUUCGGGGCUUCCUUCAUCCAAAAUCAAGCGUCGUGGCGUUUCCCCAUCGCCUUCCAGAUUGUCUUCGCGCUAAUCAUCCUCUGUUUCAUCCUUGAGUUACCCGAAUCUCCAAGAUGGCUCAUCUUGAAAGGCAGAGAGGAAGAGGCGGUACAAGUCCUCGCUGCCCUUUCCGACAGAUCGACCCAAGACAAAUUUAUUCUUUCCGAAUUCGCAGCAAUCAAGGACACAGUGCUUGAGCAAGAGAAGGCAACGUUCCGUGAUCUGUUCACCAUGGACGAAAACCGUCAUCUCCACCGCGUUGCUCUCGCUUAUAUCAACCAAGUAAUGCAACAAGUGUCGGGAAUUAACUUGAUCACAUACUACGCUGCUACCAUCUAUCAGAACGAGAUCGGUCUUUCGCCUUUUAUUUCCCGCAUUCUGGCGGCUUGCAAUGGCACUGAGUACUUCCUAGCAUCGUGGAUCGCGGUCUUCAUAAUCGAGAAAGUUGGACGUCGAAAGCUCAUGCUGUUCGGCGCCGUGGGUCAGUCGGCCUCAAUGAUCGUCCUCGCGGUUAUGACCAAGAUUGGAGGCCAGGGCCCGGGGAUAGUCGCAGCCAUGUUCUUAUUCAUCUUCAACACUUUCUUUGCUGUCGGUUGGCUUGGAAUGACCUGGCUUUAUCCUUCAGAAAUUGUGCCAUUGCGCAUCCGCGCGCCUUCGUCAGCGACUUCUACGUCCGCUAACUGGAUUUUCAACUUUCUCGUGGUGAUGAUCACCCCGGUUAGCUUCAGCUCGAUCAAGUGGAAAACGUAUCUGGUCUUUGCGGUCAUUAAUGCGGCUAUGGUACCAGUCGUGUACGUCUUCUAUCCCGAAACUGCCUACCGCUCCCUUGAGGAAAUGGACACGAUAUUCCAUAAGACAAAGAACAUCUUCACGGUUGUAUGGACUGCCAAGCAUGAACCUCACCGCUAUGGAAAGCAUGGCGAAGUCUUGAUCGACUACGAGGAGACGGGUGAACACCGACGACGACUGAGCAGUGCAGCACGCCGAGGCAGCGCCAUCAGCACUCGGAGUCAGACUGAAUAUGUCUCGGAGAAAGGAACUCACCAUGAACACGAGUAA